AUGUCUUUCCUUGUGAAACUCGGUCUACUACUCUGUUUAUUCGCGAGUUGGGCAUCAUGCUUCUCCAAGUUUUUACGCCCUCCGGAGCAGGACCCAGGUCAAGCAGUUGACCAGGACAUGACCAAGAACAGCCACUAUGAGGAUGGCGAAAUGAUUCCGAUCCUAUGGGACACCAAUAUUAAAAAGGUUGACCUCUAUAUUUGGCAAUUUAUUGACGCUCAAAAGAACACAACCGCUCGCUUGGAGGACAAUGGUACAUCUCCUUCCAGUGACUGGAAGGCUCAGUAUGAUAUUUCCAACGCAACCGAGAACAACGAGGAUUGCAUUUACUGGUUUACGUUAAUGGACAGCAAAUAUGGCGGGACACUAGCAAAGUCUCAAUACGUAAACGUCAGUGCGCCAAAAGCCGAGGAGACCACGACGGAUUCGUCUGCGAGCAGAGAGACAGAUUCUGCACCUGAGACUAGCUCUAAAUCUGGAUUGUCUCGCGGUGAAAUUGCCGGUAUAGCAGUCGGCGCUACAAUUGGAGGUCUGCUGUUUCUUGGGGGCAUUGGAUUGUUGUUUUGGAGAAGACGGAUGAGAAGGAAAAAUGAUGCGGUAGUGGCAGAGCUUCCUGGGAAUUAUGAGCAGGACCAGCCUCAGUCUGAGAGGCCGAAGAGUGAGCUACCUGCCGAGCCAGUGGUUUUUCCUGCAGAGCGGCCGAGGAGCCCUCCUAGAAUUUAUGAAGCACCAUGA
Molecule: messenger RNA, 735 nt
Organism: Fusarium tjaetaba
Lineage: Eukaryota; Fungi; Ascomycota; Sordariomycetes; Hypocreales; Nectriaceae
Exons: 2
Coding region: 1-735 (244 amino acids)
Source: RefSeq, a predicted model, not a curated record